This is a messenger RNA of Humulus lupulus (European hop), 724 nucleotides long. Its product is annotated as EG45-like domain containing protein. The record is from RefSeq and is a predicted model, not a curated record. The transcript is spliced from 3 exons. NCBI's taxonomy places the organism in Eukaryota, Viridiplantae, Streptophyta, Magnoliopsida, Rosales, Cannabaceae. Gene Ontology annotation, biological process: systemic acquired resistance. The coding region runs from base 58 to 459 and encodes 133 amino acids. Gene Ontology annotation, cellular component: cell wall; apoplast.
UCCUCAUCACAAAAUUAAUUUCAUUUACAAUCAAAGAAGAAUAAUUGAUUAUAAUUAAUGAGAAUGGAAAUUGAAAGUCGUGUGUUAUUGAUCGUUUUGGGCACGCUCAUAUGCCUCUCCUCAGUUGCACAUGCAGCCUCCGGAACUGCCACUUUCUACACACCUCCUUAUGUUCCAUCUUCAUGCUAUGGAUUCCAAGACAAUGGCGUAAUGAUCGCGGCGGCAAGCGACGUGUUGUGGAACAACAGAGAGGCAUGUGGGAAGCGUUACAGGAUCGAAUGCACCGGAGCCACGAACCAAGGUGUGCCUAGACCAUGCACCGGCCAGAGCGUUGUGGUUCAGAUUGUUGAUUACUGUCCUCCCGGCUGCGCUGGAACCAUUGAUCUUUCCAGUGAGGCCUUCUCCAUUAUUGCCAAUCCUGACGCUGGAAAAGUCAUGAUUACCUAUACUCAGGUUUGAUGAUUCACAUCAAGUAUUGAUGAGGAGAGUAAAGGCACCCAUAUAUAUGACUCUUAUAUAUAUAUAUGGAUAUAUAUAGCUUUUGGUGUUUGAAUAAAAAAAACACGACAUGCAUCAUGCAUGAAGUUUGUAUCAACUUAUUAUAACUUUCUUUCAAAUAAAAAGCCUUUACACUUUAUAUUGAUAAACAUUGACUUUUAGAAGGAAGGUGACAAUUUUUGUCAGCUAAAAUAUUAUAGAGAUUUUGCGAUUUUUGAGUUUCUUA